This is a messenger RNA of Symbiodinium necroappetens, 1111 nucleotides long. The record is from the annotation of a GenBank genome assembly. Lineage: Eukaryota; Dinophyceae; Suessiales; Symbiodiniaceae.
GAAAGCGUUCCAGCUGAGCGCUGGUGGUCGUGAUUUUAAUUCCACAAGGAAGAUCUAUGAAGAUGACGAGAUGGACGAACCUGUGUUGAGGCUCGUGAGACGGGGUCCGAUGGACCGGCUGUGGGAGUUCCUGGACGACCCCGAGUCCAGCCGGGGGGCGUGGUUUGUGAGCGUGUGCCUGAAAAUUCUCGUGUUCAGCUGCGUCGCCUUCAGCUUCUUUCAGACAACUCAGAGUCCCUUUGUGGAAGAUGCCACAAUUGCAGCCGCCGUUGAGACUGCAUUUGAUGCCAUCUUCCUGGUGGAGUUUCUUUGUCGCUUCGUUUCUGCUCCGUCCAAGUGGAGCUAUCUGGUUGAUGCCAUGAAUUGGCCGGACCUUUUCUCUGCCACAGGGCUACCGCUGAGGGCUGCUGCAGGCUUCCUGCUUAUGUCCCCUAAAACCACUUGGACGAGCUUGGAUGUCAUCCUUCUCUUCUUUCUGCCGCUGGUUCGCUUUUCAAAGCUACUUCGGUACUUCGAGAUUUUCAGGCUUCUGAGUGAAGCCAUGUACAAAUCCGUGGAGGCUUUGCCCUUUCUCAGCUACCUUGCUGCCAUUAUCACAUUCACAGCUGCUACGGGCCUUUUUCUCGUAGAGGAAAGAAGCAACAUCCCCAGCAUGCCGCACUCACUGUGGCUGUCCAUUGUAACCAUGACCACCGUGGGCUAUGGAGACUUCUUCCCCACAACCACGGAAGGAUACAUCAUUGCAUCUUUUCUGACCUUCACCAGCAUGCUUUUCUCUGCGCUACCUGUUGGAAUUAUCGGCCACGAGUUCAUGGAUUGUUGGCGAAGCCGCUCUCAAGUCCUCUUGAUCACGCGGCUGCGGAAGAAUCUCGAGAAGUGGGGCUACUCUUCUCAAGACGUUCGAGUCUUGUUCGAGCAUGUGGACGAGGAUCUGCGUCGCGAUGGGGAUGGCACGCUGAGCUUAGCCGAAUUUCUCGAGUUGAUUCAUCAGAUGCGGAUUGGCAUCAGCUUCGAUAAAGCUUUCAAGAUUUUCACGAUUUUCGACGAUGACCAGAACGACUCGCUGGACUACCACGAGUUCCUGAAGCACAUCUUUCCAAAGGAGUCAUGA